Messenger RNA from Nerophis lumbriciformis (worm pipefish), 366 nucleotides. Lineage: Eukaryota; Metazoa; Chordata; Actinopteri; Syngnathiformes; Syngnathidae. The record is from RefSeq and is a predicted model, not a curated record.
AUGACAGCCUCCACACAAAGGACAGUGUUGUCGCUCUACAUGCGAGUGUUUCGCAUCGCACGAACCUGGCAAGCGCAAAGUGGAGUGGCGAGUGACACACUAACUGAGAGGAAGUAUAUACUUCAGGAGGCCCGAACAUUGUUCAGACAGAACCAACAGAUGACUGAUUCAGAAUCAAUAAAGAAAUGUAUUGAAGAAUGUGAAGCACGGAUAGAAAUUGGGCUACAUUACAGAAUCCCAUAUCCUAGGGCUACGUACCUGCCGCCACUUGGGCUGGCCACUCAGAAAGGGAGGAAGCUGCGAGCGCAGCAGCGCUUGAGGAAGCAGGCCAAGCCAAUUUAUUUGGAGUCACACGAGGAGACCUGA